AAGAAGUCGAAUGUGUUGUAUGUAUCUCGUGUAAGCGAUGUUCCUCAGCUCGUAGGAUGUCGAUCGACAUGGCCCAUUCUCGGAGCCGUGGUUGGCUUCUUGGUCUGGAUUGCGGCGCGUACUUCAGCAGGGAAUACGUAGUGGUAUUUCUCCAGUGGGAUAACGGGGUUUGACA
Strongylus vulgaris is the source of this 175-nucleotide messenger RNA. The record is from the annotation of a GenBank genome assembly. NCBI's taxonomy places the organism in Eukaryota, Metazoa, Nematoda, Chromadorea, Rhabditida, Strongylidae.